AUGUUAUACUGUAUCUACGCAAUUUCCUCAUAUCUCGGAAUGAUGGAUAACAAUGGCCUUUUCAAUUUUAAUUUUGUCACAAACGGAGAUCAACCUCAACUUUAUUAUUAUGGAGAAAGGGGGAUAUGGACGUCAGGAAAUCCGCAACUAAAACAGGCCUUAAGAGAGCUCUCAUACAGUCAAUUUAAUUCAAAAGAUCCUGGGGUUUCAUGGGGAAAGUUCUGCGCCUCGACAGAAGAGCAGCUUUUAGUGGCGCACCAGUUAAUUGACGCAGAGGUCAGUCGACAGAGAUCUAUACAUGGAAGCAUGAGUCUCGAUAUGAAUGUAAUGUACCGAAACUGCGUCAAUGAAUUACAAACGGUAAAGAAAAAAAAUCCAUACAUAAGUAUCUCUAGGGUUAUGAAUGGAGAAUGGCCUUCAUGUACGGUAAAACUUUUACUAAGAUACAUCGAUUCUGAAAAUUUAGAAAUAUUAGCUCCAACUCAUAGAAGACGUCGAAUAAUGACCAACAAACCAGCUGUUAUUGGGGACAGAUGCGUUACGUCAGAAGAAUUGUUGGAUUCGUCUCGGCCCGUGUUAUCUCUGCGACUCAAAAAUCGCCGAAUUCACCUUGUUCAUGUCUCUGGAUAUCUGAAAGUUCUCGAAAAGUCUAGGCCAGGCAAAUAUUACCAACUCGCACCAAGUCUCGGUCAUGAAUCAACCUCAUAUCUCUUCAAGAUGUUUGAAGCUGCCGAGAGAGAAAUAUAUGUUAGAAGAAGUCCUAGUCUACAACGUAUAAAAAUACCUCUACCGGAGAGUAGAAGUUUCCAAAGAAAAACUUUUUAG
Blumeria graminis f. sp. triticale is the source of this 825-nucleotide messenger RNA. Lineage: Eukaryota; Fungi; Ascomycota; Leotiomycetes; Helotiales; Erysiphaceae. The record is from the annotation of a GenBank genome assembly.